Octopus sinensis (East Asian common octopus) is the source of this 2537-nucleotide messenger RNA. RefSeq names its product mitochondrial import receptor subunit TOM70. Gene Ontology annotation, molecular function: protein binding. NCBI's taxonomy places the organism in Eukaryota, Metazoa, Mollusca, Cephalopoda, Octopoda, Octopodidae. Bases 260 to 2008 code for a protein of 582 amino acids. The transcript has 12 exons. The record is from RefSeq and is a predicted model, not a curated record.
CUAGUGCUUACGGUCAAAAGUCGUUGGGCCUGACACCGCAAAUCCUAAUUGAAAUAUUUUGAAGCUAAAUAUAUUUUAAUUGUAUCUGUGUAUAACUGCUCUGACCGAAUUGUAGGUUUUAUCUUCGUUCUUUUACAUUUAAUUGCGAGACUACAAGCAAAUAGAAAACGUAGUGAGCAUGUGUAACUCAUGCCAAGACAUGCACAACGAGAUUCUCAUACAGAAUGAGAGUGGUAGAUAGGCACGUGUGUUGGCUGUCAUGGCGCUGAAGAAAGUCAAUCUUCGUCUUGAUAUGUUACAUGAAGUUGUACGAAAGCAAUUUGAAGGGCUGUCCAAAUGGCAAAUAGCCUUGUUACUUGGAGCCCCGGUCACGCUAGGUCUGGCUGGUUUAGUGUAUUACAAUAAGAAAGGAAAACACGUGAAAAGUGCCAAGAACAACAACGACCUGAAAAUAAACAACUACGCUACAUCUCCCAAAACAGAGACCUCGAAGAAAGAUACUCCCAAGAAAUCAAAUGAGAUGUCCAGCACAGAAUCUGCUCUUAAGGCAAAAGAAGAAGGUAAUGUAUUUUUCAAAAGUGGUAAAUACAAUGAAGCAAUUGAGUCAUACACCAAAGCAAUUUCUCUGUGUUCAGAUAACAAACUGCAACUGGCUACAUUUUAUCAAAACAGAGCUGCUGCCUAUGGUCAACUGGAGAACCACCAACAAGUGAUUAGCGAUUGUUCCAAAGCUUUGGAGUUAAAUCCUAAAUAUAUGAAAGCUUUAACUCGCCGAGCCAAAUCUGCUGACCAGACAGGCAACUUGAAAAUUGCUUUAGAAGAUUUAACAUUGUUGUGCAUGUUGGAAAAUUUUUCAAAUGUAAACACAGUCAAAUUUUCUGAAAGAGUUCUGCGAGAUAUGGGAAAGCAGAAAGCUAAAGUUGAAAUGGCUUCUCGUAAACCUUCUCUACCGUCAAAGACUUUCAUGAAAGUUUUUAGAGAUAUGUUCCGGAAUGAUCCAAUUUUCAAUUUUGACACUUCAAAAAUUCUUGAAAGUUCACCCUUUAUAGAGGCUUGCAAACAAUUUUCUAAAUGUCAGUGUGAUAAUAUCAUUGAUUUAUGUUCAAAAGAAAUGGAUCAACCUGACUCCCCCUAUAUAAACAAAGCAAGAUUGCUACGAGGAACUGCUCACUUUUAUAUGGGUGCUUUUACUGAUGCCAUAACUGACUUUGAGGAUUUAAUUCUAAGUGAAAAUGUUAAUAAAAAUGUGAAAGUCAGUGCUUUAAUCAAGAAAGCUAGUUGCUACAGUCAACAAAGCAUGGCUAUAGAAGCUAUGGAAAUGUAUAGUGAAGCCAUUAACAUUGACCCAGAAAAUGUUGAUAUAUAUUUCCAUCGAGGUCAACUCCUGAUGUUACAAGAUCGCUGUGAAGAUAGUGUUCGGGAUUAUGAAAAAUGUAUAGAACUGGAUCCAAACUUCCCUCAUGCCCAUGUUUAUAAGUGUCUUGGAGAACAUCGAGCUGCCUUAAUAAAUAGCUCAGCUGAUGGUUUGGAGAAAGUGGCAUCCCAAUUUGAAAGAGUUGUGGAAAAAUUCCCAAACUGUAUUGAAGCUAGGAUCAAAUUUGGACAGACACUUUUGGGGCAAAACAAACCAGAAAAAGCUAGACAUCACUUUGAAAAAGUGUUGGAGUUGGAAGAAGAUAAUGCAAUGGCAACUGUAUACAUGGGAGUCCUGCUACUCAGUGAAGAACCAGACUUUGAUAAAAUUCGCUCUUACAUUGAGAAAGCUAUUAGUAUGGAUGAAAAAUAUGAAUAUCCAUAUGAACUCUUUGGUUCUAUAGAAGUUCACAGAGGUAAUAUAGAAUCUGCAGUUACCAAUUUUCAUAAGGCAAUUUCUCUUUCCCGUAGUGAUCAUGAAAUCACUCAUCUCUACACUUUACUUGAUGCUACCUUGGCACAGUUGGAAGUAUCACGGCGCUUGGGCAACUUAGCAUUAGGGCAAGAUCUGAAUGGUGCUUUUAAGUCAUUAUAACACUACUUAUACCGUUAUUCAUGCUGGUUCUUCUGUGGACUUAAAAUACAAUAUUAAUAAAUUAAAACCAUAUAGAAAAAAGUAUCAGUGUUUUCAAGAAUCUUUGAUGAACCAACUAGAUAUAAAGAAUGAGUUUAUGAUAAAUGAAUUCAAUAAAAUAUUGAGAACAAUCAAUGUAACAGCAGCAUUUAAAAAAACUUGCAAAGCCUGUUUUUUGGUACGUGUACAUUUUGAAUGUUUGACACAAGAUAACUAGUUUUAAUGUAACCCAUUCAGAAAACGUACAAAGUAGAGAAAAGACAUUCUAAGCUAGAUAAAAUGAUCAGUAACUAGCUCUUUCUUGUUGACUGAAAUAACAUACCUUCCUUUUUUUUAAUAAUCUUUUUGAUAUGGAAAUGGUGUCUGUGUGUGCAUGUUGAAGAUUGUUGUAUGUUUGUUGGCAACCCUAAUAUGAUUUAUGUUGACUGUUAACACUCAGAAUUUGUUCUGUGGUUCUCAGUUCAUAUUUAAUAAAGGAUUAGAUGAUGAA